Messenger RNA from Camellia sinensis, 2997 nucleotides. The record is from RefSeq and is a predicted model, not a curated record. NCBI's taxonomy places the organism in Eukaryota, Viridiplantae, Streptophyta, Magnoliopsida, Ericales, Theaceae.
AUGCCUGUUCCCCCAUCACCAUAUCCUAGUUUUCCUAUCCCAAAUCCCUCUUUCCGUCAAGAAUCGCCGAGUUUUAGUCCUCCUCAAUAUUCCCAAACGCCGGGUUUUACUCCCCAGUAUGCUCACAGGCCUGAAACUACCACCACCCAUGAAUCUUUUGUCAAUGGUCCCAACCCCAUCCCACCACAAUACCCUUCACCAAAUGAAGCAUUGUCAAGUUUGAAUGCCCCAAUGGGAUUGGCUAAUCAACCAACACAUGCUCCAUAUGUUGGUGCAAAUCAACAGUACUCUUUUUCCCAUGAAACACCAAGUUUCAAUCCUCAAUAUGCUUACAUGCCUGAAACCAGUACUACCACCCAUGAAUCUGUGAUCAAUAAUAGGCCUAACCCACAAUGCACUUCAUCAAAUCAAGCACUUUCUUCAACAGCCAAUCAACCAACACAUGCCCCAUAUGCUGUUGAAAACCAACAAGUUCCUGUUGUCAAUGGUCCUAAGCCACAGUACUCUCAGCCAAAUGAAGCUCUGCACAAUUCUAGUGCUCAGACAAGUCUUGCUAACGAGGGAAAGUCACGUGCUGAUCCACCAAAUCAAACACAACCACGAAAUGUAAAGCAUUUCAGCCACCAUCAUGCCUUGCAUUUAUCCAAAGUUCAAGAGAAAGAUUACAUUCCCUGCUCUGUUUGUGAUCAGUGCCUUUCUGGCUCGGCUUACAGUUGCACCAAGCAAAGGUGCAACUUUGACAUUCACAAGUCCUGCUUCGAAUUACCACAAGAGAUUCACCACAAAUCGCAUCCCAAACACACUCUCACGCUUCUCUCGUCCCCGCCUUACAAAGAAUACAAUGAAUUCACCUGCAAUGCCUGUCGUGAAAUUGGCACUGGUUUUACCUACCACUGUAAAGACUGCAAGUUUGAUCUCCAUGUCAAGUGUGCUACAUUGCUCGAAACUGUGAAACGCGAAGAUCAUGAGCACCUGCUGACUCUCUUUUAUUCAUCUCCAUACAAGAAAUCUGAAGAGGAUAGUGCGACGGACUUGAUCUUCUACUGCGAUGUAUGCCAAUUCUCAGUUGAUGACAGCUGUUGGGUAUACUAUUGUCAAGAAUGUGAUUAUGGUACUGACUUGCAUUGUGUGACUGCGGAGAAAAGACCAGAAGAAGAACAAACAAAGGAAUAUUCAGCAGAAGAAGCAGUUGCCAAGGCUCAGCAGCAUAUGCAAUUGCUUCAAAUUCAAAUGGAAAUGAGCAAACAAAAUGCACAGUUUAUAAGCGGAAUCGCACAAAAAGGCUCAACAGAUGCAGACAUGGCUGGAGACAUUGAUUCUAGGAAGUCCACAUCAGGCUGUUCCACGUGUGAAUUUGACCUUCAUGUCCAUUGCGCUUACAUGCCUGUUCCCCCAUCACCAUAUCCUAGUUUUCCUAUCCCAAAUCCCUCUUUCCGUCAAGAAUCGCCGAGUUUUAGUCCUCCUCAAUAUGUUUAUAGGCCUGAAAAUAUUACCCGUGAAUCUGUUCCCAUAAAUUGUCCCAACCAACAAUACAAUUCAGCAAAUCAGCAUUACUCUUUUCCCCAUGAAAUGCCCGGUUUUAGUCCCCAGUGUGCUUACAGGCCUGAAACUACCGCCAUCCAUGAAUCUUUUGUCAAUGGUCCUAACCCCAUCCCACCACAAUACACUUCACCAAAUGAAGCAUUGUCAAGUUUAAAUGCCCUAAUAGGAUUGGCUAAUCAACCAACAUGUGCUCCAUAUACUGGUGCAAAUCAACAUACUACCACCCAUGAAUCUGUGAUCAAUAAUAGGCCUAACCCACAAUACACUUCAUCAAAUCAAGCACUUUCUUCAACAGCCAAUGAAGCAACACAUGCCCCAUAUGCUGUUGAAAACCAACAAGUUCCUGUUGUCAAUGGUCCUAAGCCACAGUACUCUCAACCAAAUGAAGCUCUGCACAAUUCUAGUGCUCAGACAGGUCUUGCUAACGAGGGAAAGUCACGUGCUGAUCCACCAAAUCAAACACAACCACGAAAUGUAAAGCAUUUCAGCCACCAUCAUGCCUUGCAUUUAUCCAAAGUUCAAGAGAAAGAUUACAUUCCCUGCUCUGUUUGUGAUCAGUGCCUUUCUGGCUCGGCUUACAGUUGCACCAAGCAAAGGUGCAACUUUGACAUUCACAAGUCCUGCUUCGAAUUACCACAAGAGAUUCACCACAAAUCGCAUCCCAAACACACUCUCACGCUUCUCUCGUCCCCGCCUUACAAAGAAUACAAUGAAUUCACCUGCAAUGCCUGUCGUGAAAUUGGCACUGGUUUUACCUACCACUGUAAAGACUGCAAGUUUGAUCUCCAUGUCAAGUGUGCUACAUUGCUCGAAACUGUGAAACGCGAAGAUCAUGAGCACCUGCUGACUCUCUUGUAUUCAUCUCCAUACAAGAAAUCUGAAGAGGAUAGUGCGACGGACUUGAUCUUCUACUGCGAUGUAUGCCAAUUCUCAGUCGAUGACAGCUGUUGGGUAUACUAUUGUCAAGUAUGUGAUUAUGGUACUGACUUGCAUUGUGUGACUGCUGAGAAAAGACCAGAAGAAGAAGAAACAAAGGAAUAUUCAGCAGAAGAAGCAGUUGCCAAGGCUCAGCAGCAUAUGCAAUUGCUUCAAAUUCAAAUGGAAAUGAGCAAACAAAAUGCACAGUUUAUAAGCGGAAUCGCACAAAGUUUGUCCAACUUGGUUUGAAUUUUCUGCAAUUUUUUGUUGUGUUUGGGUUGGAAAAUAUGUUCUUGUUGGUCUGUUCUGGCCUUCUGGGUUGAUUUUGGUGUCUUUCUUGCUUUGCCUUCCUAUGUGAUUAUUGUUUGCAAUAUUUGUGUUCGGUGUUCGAAUUAUACUCUGCCAAGUUUGAUCAUUCAAAUAAGGUUUGAACUUAAUUUGUUCAUUUUGUUUGAGGUUUUGUUUUUCAAACAAGUCAGCUUGGGCUGCUAAUUCGAACCUUGAGACAGAAUAUCUCAAAUGUAUAUUGUUGAUCUU